This is a messenger RNA of Raphanus sativus (radish), 2245 nucleotides long. RefSeq lists its product as uncharacterized. The record is from RefSeq and is a predicted model, not a curated record. Lineage: Eukaryota; Viridiplantae; Streptophyta; Magnoliopsida; Brassicales; Brassicaceae. The transcript has a single exon. Gene Ontology annotation, molecular function: cyclase activity. Bases 450 to 2048 code for a protein of 532 amino acids. Gene Ontology annotation, biological process: sesquiterpene biosynthetic process.
GCUGAAGUUAACUGCUACCAAUGAAAAAGAAUCUCUGAGACUUCUUCUUCUUCUUCCUCCUCCUCCUCAACGACUAAUCUCAUCUCCAAUCAAUUCCACUCCUUUUAUUGAUUUACGCGCUUAUUCUUUUCCUUCUUCAAAGCUUCCUUUUUGAAAUUUCUUCACCACAGUAACCUCUCUUUCUCCUUUUUUUUUUCUUUUUUUCUUUUUUUCUGGGUAAUUGCAUCUGAUUCGAAAUUUUAUAACUAUUUUAAAAAAUUCGAUCCAACGAGUUUCCCAAUUAGGGUUUUGAUUCUUUACUCUCCUUUUCAUUCAAAGCUGAAGUCUUUAUUGGUUUCUAUGUGCUGCUGAGAGAAGCUUCACCAGCAAGUCCCCUUUCUAGGGUUUUAUAUUCUUCCCCAAAUGUUUAACCUUUGAGCUCAAGCUUCCAUCUUUGAGAUCCAAAAAGCAUGGGAUCCAAUUCCAAACCCGAGAUCCACGAACCAUCCAAAAAAAGCAACCACCUUUGCCCUCUCGACGUCUCAUCGUCCUCCUCCCGGAGAACUCUCAUCUCCUCCGAUGGCAACAAACCCAAAGCCUGGUCCUCCUCCGUCCUCCCUUCACCCUCCGCCAAGCUCAUGAAACUCGCCGAGCAGAGAGACGAAGUCUCCCGCUCCGUCAAAACCUCGAGCAUCCGGGAGCGAAUCAGCGGCGUCCUCCACCGGAAAAUCGACUGGACCUCCCUCGCCACCAUGGGGAAACAAUGGAUCCGAAACCCCAUCAACAUGGCCCUCUUCCUAUGGAUCCUCGUCGUCGCCGUCUCCGGAGCCAUCCUCUUCAUGGUCAUGACCGGUAUGCUCAACCGCGCCCUCCCCAAAAAGUCCGAGCGGGACGCGUGGUUCGAGGUCAACAACCAGAUCCUCAACGGCCUCUUCACCCUCAUGUGUCUCUACCAGCACCCCAAGCGGUUCUACCACCUCGUGCUCCUCUGCAGGUGGGGCCGCGAUGACGUGGCGAAACUCAGGAAGGUUUACUGCAAGAACGGGAGUUAUAAGCCGCACGAGUGGAUGCACGUGAUGGUCGUCGUGCUUUUGCUUCACUUGAAUUGUUUCGCUCAGUACGCGCUUUGUGGGCUUAACGUUGGGUACAGAAGAUCCCAGAGGCCUCCUAUUGGUGUCGCCGUCUGUAUCUCUGUUGCUAUUGGUGCUCCUGCUGCUGCGGCCUUGUACACUAUGCUUAGUCCCCUUGGGAAAGAUUAUGAGGAGGAUGAGGAGAAUCAGCUGCAGCGUUGUGAAGAAGGGUCUGUGAACCGGAGAGUUAGUUUAGAGAGGAGGUACUCGUUUGCUUCUAACGGGAACAGGAUGGUUCCUGUGAGUGAUCCUCAGUGGAGCGGUGGAGUUUUGGAUAUAUGGGAUGAGAUCUCCUUGGCGUAUCUUUCUCUCUUCUGUACGUUCUGUGUGUUUGGAUGGAACAUGGAGAGAGUUGGGUUUGGGAACAUGUACGUUCACAUAGCGACGUUUAUUCUCUUCUGCUUGGCGCCUUUCUUUAUAUUCAACUUGGCUGCGGUUAACAUCGAUAACGAGACGGUUAGGGAGGCGCUUGGUGUAUCAGGGAUCCUGCUUUGUGUGUUUGGUUUGCUCUACGGUGGGUUCUGGAGGAUCCAGAUGAGGAAAAGAUUCAAGCUUCCGAGUUACAAGUUCUGCUUCGGAAACGCUGCGGUUGCUGACUGUACUCUCUGGCUGUUCUGUUGCUGGUGCUCUUUGGCUCAGGAAGUUAGGACUGUGGACUCUUAUGAGAUAGUGGAAGACAAGUUCUGUCAGAGAGCGGCGGCGCAGCAGCAAGAGAAGAGUUUGGUUGUGUCUCCUCUGCCGAGGGAAGACGGUGUGUUUGAUCCUAAGGUUGGUGGUCUAGGGAGCUCGCCGAGGAACGUGAGCGGAGCUAACACUCCGAGCAGGUUUUGGAAAGAGGUGCAUAGUCCGAAUGUACAGACGCCUAGAGAGAAUGGUGAAGUUAAAAGCGAGGUUGUGCUGACUCCGCCUUCUCCUCUGUCUAUACACAGAGAAGCUUGAUUUGAACAACCAAUGGAGUGGAGUCAUGAAUCCACUGGUAGUUCUCUUUGAUUGUUUCAACGUUUGAUGGAAGCAGGUUUUGUCAUUUGAGUUGUGUAAUAUCUCCAUAUCUGUUUCCGGUUUAGAACUUUAUUGUAAUGUAAAUUCGUCAGCUACGGCCAGAUUAUUUCUAUAAGACUUGAGUUUUUAUGCCGAUC